Triticum dicoccoides is the source of this 755-nucleotide messenger RNA. RefSeq lists its product as uncharacterized. The transcript is spliced from 2 exons. The record is from RefSeq and is a predicted model, not a curated record. NCBI's taxonomy places the organism in Eukaryota, Viridiplantae, Streptophyta, Magnoliopsida, Poales, Poaceae. The coding region runs from base 29 to 295 and encodes 88 amino acids.
UCGUCGCGUCAACCCGAGAGAGGCAGAGAUGAGGGGCGGCGGGCGGGCGCGGCAGAACGCGAUCCGGUCGGGCAUCGUGGUGCUGGGCGCCGCGGCAUUCGCCUACCUCUCCUACCGCGUCGGAUUCAAGCCCUACCUCGACCGCGCCCAGGAGGCCAUGGACUACCAAAUCCACAGCUCCGACCACGCCGCAGCCGCAGCCGCCGCCGCCUCCUGGGAGGACCAGCCCGGUCACCCGGAGGGCGACGGCGGCCUCGCGCCGUCCAGGGACCCGGCCACCGUGCUCCGCGACUGACUCGCCCCGCCGUCAGGGGGCUUCCGCGGCAGCUUGGCUCGUUGUGGCAUUUCGCCGAACGCUUUGUAAGCGGAUAAUAAAGGACCAGGAAGCAGAACAUCUUCUAGAUUCCAGCGACAUUGUUGCAGAUCUGUGUGAUCCUAAUGGGAAAUCUCGUUUGCCCCAUGUUCUUGCGCCGACUUACUCACGGUAGCGAUUAAUCACCUAUCGUUGCAAUUUGAGUGAUGUAGAGAUGUUAGUUCUUCAGGAGCUUGAAGAAUGUAGGUCUUGCCCUCAUAUUUGGAGAUAGUUUCCUCUCCUAUGUAGGGCGUUGUCUUUCUUAGUGCGACAUUUUCUUGCCUGCCAGGCACAGUUGCAUCGUCCCAUGUAAACGCGGCCUGCCGCUGGACACUCUGUAUUAUUUCUCCUUUCCUCUAAUACAUCGGCACGCAAGCCUUUUGCGUGUCCGCAAAAAAAAAAA